Aspergillus campestris IBT 28561 is the source of this 2080-nucleotide messenger RNA. Its product is annotated as aminotransferase-like domain-containing protein. The transcript is spliced from 8 exons. Gene Ontology annotation, molecular function: aromatic-amino-acid:2-oxoglutarate transaminase activity; pyridoxal phosphate binding; L-2-aminoadipate:2-oxoglutarate transaminase activity. Gene Ontology annotation, biological process: aromatic amino acid catabolic process; L-tyrosine biosynthetic process. Lineage: Eukaryota; Fungi; Ascomycota; Eurotiomycetes; Eurotiales; Aspergillaceae. Bases 239 to 1828 code for a protein of 529 amino acids. The record is from RefSeq and is a predicted model, not a curated record.
UGGGCGAGGCGGGAAAAGGAUGACUCCGAGUUCAUUCGGCUCUUUGCGGUCUUGACUCUUUCACCUAUUUUACUUCCCCGCGCCCUUCUUUCCAACCCAUUGUUGGUUUUUUGGUACUAUCUGUCGCUUCUACAUUACGCAUAAUCAGACAAUUCUUUCACCACUCUAUCUCUUCACGAUUUCAAUAGCUCCGACAAGCUGUGGUAGCUACGGACCAUCCGAUAAUAGCAAACAGAGAAUGAGUCCUUCAGCCGCCGUGGACGAGGCAAAGGGCCAGCAGUCCGCCACCACGCCAUUGACUGUCGAUGGCGUCGCCGCGUUGAGGGCCAACGGCCCCCAGGUGCCCACUGGCGUUGCUCCUUCUACCAGCAGUGAUAUGUUUAAAAGCCCGGCGUGCUACACGAAGCCUAAGGCUAAAAGUUGGGAUCACGUCCUCUCCAUCGAAUCGCAGUCUCGAAAGGUAUCGACGUUGAAGGGUGCUGCGAAAUACCUCAAAAACCCGGGUCUCAUCUCUUUGGGCGGUGGACUCCCGUCUCCGGAAUAUUUCCCCUUCCAAGAACUCAGUAUCAAGGUUCCGACACCGCCGGGGUUCGGCCCUCAAGCGACCCGUGAAAAUGGCACCGUCCUCACCUCGGCCAAGGGCGAUGUUCGAAAUGGAAAGAGCUUGUACGAUCUCGAGGUCGCUCUCAACUAUGGGCAGGCGAUAGGAGCACCUCAGCUGCUUAGAUUUGUGACGGAGCACACGGAGAUUAUUCACAACCCCCCGUAUGCGGACUGGCAAUGCUGUUUGAACGCCGGUAGCACCUAUGCCUGGGAUACGGUACUCAGAAUGCUUUGCAACCGAGGAGACUAUAUCAUGAUGGAAGAAUAUACGUUUUCUAGCGCCCAGGAGACCGUUCUCCCGCAGGGUGUCAAUGUCGUGCCUAUCAAGAUGGAUGAGCAAGGUCUGCUGCCGGGGUCUCUCGACGAUGUGCUGAGCAGCUGGGACGAAGCAGCUCGGGGCGCUCGCAAGCCUUUCGUGCUUUACACCAUCCCUACUGGACAGAACCCUACCGGUGCCACCCAGCAAGGCGAGCGCCGGAAGGCUAUUUACGAGGUUGCGCAGAAGCACGAUGUUAUCAUCGUGGAGGACGAACCGUAUUACUUCCUGCAGAUGCAACCGUACACCGGACCUGACGCGGAGCCCGUCCCACCUCCGAAGACCCACGAUGACUUCAUCAAAUCCCUUAUUCCAUCUUACUUGAGCCUGGACGUCGACGGUCGCGUCAUUCGACUUGAAUCGUUCUCUAAGGUCCUCUCCCCGGGAUCUCGUACCGGCUGGAUCGUCGCCGCGGAACAAUUUAUCGAAAGAUUCGUCCGGAACUGCGAGACCUCCUCCCAAAACCCCUGCGGUUUCUCGCAGAUCGCAUUCUUCAAGCUUCUGGAUGAACACUGGGGCCAUGCCGGCUAUCUCGAUUGGUUGAUUGAUAUCCGUCUGUCUUACACCAAUCGCCGAGACGCCAUGGUCCACGCGUGUGAAACACACCUUCCACGUGAAAUUGCCAGCUGGAACCCCCCUGCCGCGGGGAUGUUCCACUGGAUUCAAAUCGACUGGCAAAAGCAUCCGGGUCUUGCAUCUGGAAAGACUCGUGAGGCUAUCGAGCAAGAGAUUUUCCAAGCUGCGGUUGACAAUGGUGUCCUCGUCUCGCGCGGUAGCUGGUUUACGGCUUCUGGACUGCGUGAGGAAAGCAUGUUCUUCCGCGCUACUUUCGCCGCUGCGAGCGCGGAGAAUAUCGAAGAGGCUAUUAAACGCUUUGGCGAUGCCCUGCGGAUCCAAUUUGGUCUGUAAAUAUUGACGAUAGGGGUACUAUCAUUUUUUUUUUAUAGACAGGGGUUCGGCUAUCAUACCCAGUCCGACAAAUCUUUGGCAUUUUAGGUAGCACAUAGUUUGUGGUCUAGAUUAUCAUGAGAAACGGCCCGACAGAGACGACAUAUCUCGGGCAAGGGAAAUUGUUUUAGCUUGGUGGUUGGCGUGUGUACAUAGUCGCAUCGGCAAUAGGCUGCUAGCAUCUACAUAAAAUUCCAUUCCCGUCAUUCGAAC